Mus musculus (house mouse) is the source of this 3476-nucleotide messenger RNA. It is a transcript of the gene Tmem63b, whose product is annotated as transmembrane protein 63b. Gene Ontology annotation, cellular component: plasma membrane; alveolar lamellar body membrane; membrane. Gene Ontology annotation, biological process: phospholipid transport; monoatomic cation transmembrane transport; monoatomic ion transmembrane transport. Gene Ontology annotation, molecular function: mechanosensitive monoatomic cation channel activity; mechanosensitive monoatomic ion channel activity; phospholipid scramblase activity. The coding region runs from base 365 to 2863 and encodes 832 amino acids. The record is from RefSeq and is marked validated. The transcript has 24 exons. Lineage: Eukaryota; Metazoa; Chordata; Mammalia; Rodentia; Muridae.
GCUCCCCCUCCCCCACGCGCUGCCGCGGCCGCCGCAGGAGCCCAGAGCUCUAGCCGCCCGGCGACUCCCCCUCCCCCUCCCCAGCCCCGCCCCGCCCGGAGCCGGGGCUCCCGAGUCGGAGCCGAGUCUGCGCCUAGGGGUGAGUACGCGGACCCCUCCCCAGCACCCCUUACUUGGCUCAUAGGAUCUCACCACCACCCCAAGGAAGGAAAAAAAAAGCACCCGGACUCAGCUGCGCGUCCCCUCCCUUCCACCUCCUGCGGGACCCAGAGGUGCCCGGGCCCCACGGGACCCAACGGAGGCACGCUUUGUCCCCAAACCCGCACCGUCCCUGCCAGAUGAGGAUCAUGCGGCAGUAGCAGCCAUGCUGCCGUUCUUGCUGGCCACACUGGGCACCGCGGCCCUCAACAGCAGCAACCCGAAGGACUACUGCUACAGUGCCCGGAUCCGCAGCACUGUCCUGCAGGGCCUGCCCUUCGGGGGCGUCCCCACCGUGCUGGCUCUGGACUUCAUGUGCUUUCUUGCCCUGCUGUUCUUAUUCUCUAUUCUCCGGAAGGUGGCCUGGGACUACGGGCGGCUGGCCUUGGUGACAGAUGCAGACAGGCUUCGCCGGCAGGAGAGGGAGCGAGUGGAACAGGAAUAUGUGGCAUCAGCUAUGCAUGGGGACAGUCACGACCGGUAUGAGCGUCUCACCUCCGUCUCCAGCUCUGUCGACUUUGACCAAAGGGACAAUGGCUUCUGUUCCUGGCUGACAGCCAUCUUCAGGAUAAAGGACGAUGAGAUCCGGGACAAGUGUGGGGGCGACGCUGUGCACUACCUGUCCUUCCAAAGACACAUCAUUGGGUUGCUGGUUGUCGUGGGCGUCCUCUCUGUAGGCAUUGUGCUGCCUGUCAACUUCUCAGGGGACCUGCUAGAGAACAAUGCCUACAGCUUUGGGAGAACCACCAUUGCCAACUUGAAAUCAGGGAAUAACCUGCUCUGGCUACAUACCUCCUUCGCCUUCCUCUACCUGCUGCUCACCGUCUACAGCAUGAGGAGACACACCUCUAAGAUGCGCUACAAGGAAGAUGAUCUGGUCAAGCGGACUCUUUUCAUCAAUGGAAUCUCCAAAUAUGCAGAGUCGGAAAAAAUCAAGAAACAUUUCGAGGAGGCCUACCCCAACUGCACAGUUCUGGAAGCCCGGCCCUGUUACAACGUGGCUCGACUUAUGUUCCUUGAUGCUGAGAGGAAGAAGGCUGAGCGGGGAAAACUCUACUUUACGAACCUGCAAAGCAAGGAAAAUGUACCCGCCAUGAUCAACCCCAAACCGUGUGGUCACCUCUGCUGCUGUGUGGUUCGAGGCUGCGAGCAGGUGGAGGCCAUUGAGUACUACACAAAGCUGGAGCAGAGGCUGAAGGAAGACUACAGGCGGGAGAAGGAGAAAGUGAACGAGAAACCUCUGGGCAUGGCCUUUGUCACCUUCCACAAUGAGACCAUCACAGCCAUCAUCCUAAAGGACUUCAACGUGUGCAAAUGCCAGGGCUGUACCUGCCGCGGGGAGCCGAGAGCCUCCUCCUGCAGCGAAGCACUGCAUAUCUCCAACUGGACCGUGACCUACGCCCCUGACCCUCAGAACAUCUAUUGGGAACACCUCUCCAUCCGAGGCUUCAUCUGGUGGCUGCGCUGCCUGGUCAUCAAUGUGGUCCUCUUCAUUCUGCUCUUCUUCCUCACCACCCCGGCCAUCAUCAUCACCACCAUGGACAAGUUCAACGUCACCAAGCCUGUGGAGUACCUCAACAACCCGAUCAUCACCCAGUUCUUCCCUACGCUACUGCUGUGGUGCUUCUCGGCCCUGCUCCCCACCAUUGUCUACUACUCCGCCUUCUUCGAAGCACACUGGACGCGCUCCGGGGAGAACAGGACGACCAUGCACAAGUGCUACACCUUUCUCAUCUUCAUGGUGCUGCUUCUGCCCUCGCUGGGGCUGAGCAGCCUAGACCUCUUCUUCCGCUGGCUCUUUGACAAGAAAUUCCUGGCUGAAGCAGCUAUUCGGUUUGAGUGUGUGUUCCUGCCCGACAACGGCGCUUUCUUCGUGAACUACGUCAUUGCCUCAGCCUUUAUCGGUAACGCCAUGGACCUGCUGCGCAUCCCAGGCCUACUCAUGUACAUGAUCCGGCUCUGCCUGGCGCGCUCCGCCGCUGAAAGACGCAACGUGAAGCGGCAUCAGGCCUACGAGUUCCAGUUUGGCGCAGCCUACGCUUGGAUGAUGUGCGUCUUCACGGUGGUCAUGACCUACAGUAUCACCUGCCCCAUCAUCGUGCCCUUCGGGCUCAUGUACAUGCUGCUGAAGCACCUGGUAGACAGGUACAAUCUCUACUACGCCUACUUGCCGGCCAAACUGGACAAGAAGAUCCACUCGGGGGCUGUGAACCAGGUGGUGGCUGCGCCCAUCCUCUGCCUCUUCUGGUUGCUCUUCUUCUCCACCAUGCGCACGGGUUUCCUAGCCCCCACGUCUAUGUUCACCUUCGUUGUUCUGGUAAUCACCAUCGUCAUCUGUCUCUGCCACGUCUGCUUUGGACACUUCAAAUACCUCAGUGCCCACAACUACAAGAUUGAACACACAGAGACAGAUGCCGUGAGCUCCAGAAGUAAUGGACGGCCCCCCACUGCUGGCGCUGUCCCCAAAUCUGCGAAAUACAUCGCUCAGGUGCUGCAGGACUCAGAGGGGGACGGGGACGGAGAUGGGGCUCCUGGGAGCUCAGGCGAUGAGCCCCCAUCGUCCUCCUCCCAAGACGAGGAGUUGCUGAUGCCUCCUGAUGGCCUCACGGACACAGACUUCCAGUCAUGCGAGGACAGCCUCAUAGAGAAUGAGAUUCACCAGUAAGGGGAGGGAGGGGCCCUGGAGGCCACGCCCUGCCCCUCCCCCCACCCUCACGGACACUAAAAAAAAAAAACGCUAAUAAUUUAUUAGAACUAAAGCCCCCUCCUCCUACCCCAUCCCCUGCUUUCAUUAAGGUAUUUAAACCUGGGGAUUUCACCACUCUCUCCCACCAUGGAGGGAGAGAGGGAGCCCCCCCAACCUCAGUGAGGACAGCCCCGAGCAGGCCCCGGGGCAAAGAGGGGUGUGGAGGGAAUACCCCCAGAUCAGCCUCACCACCCAGUAGUGUGGCCAGGAAAGGGUUAAUGAGAGCCAAGGUGGGUACCUGGAACCAUGGCUGGAGGCCUGGGGAAAGCAAGAUCAGGAGUUGUCACCCAGUCUCUUUCCUCCCCUUCACUGCCCCUGGAUCUGGGCCUCCAGGGACUUGGAACCUGCAGCCCUCUGGGAUGCAGGAGAAGGGAGGGGUGCACAGUGUGGGGGAAGAGUCAGGCCCGAGCCAGGGGUUGACCCCGGGGGGAGGGGGGCAUGGCUGACACUGGAAAAUGGGGUUUUUGCACUGGGUUUGUUGGUUUUUUGUUUUUGUUUUUGUUUUCAUUUAAAAUAAAAACAAAAGCUGUGA